AUGUGGACAUCCUCGGACGAAACGGAGCGGGUGCUCACCACCGCACCACUCCAGUCGAUGAUCCAACGGCUCGCGCCGCGCUUCAUGGGCUCCCAGCAGCAGGACGCGCAGGAAUUCCUCAGAUAUCUGCUGGAGGGACUUCACGAGGACGUGAACCGGGUGACGAGCCGGCCAAAGCCGAUCACGACCGACAUUUACGACUCAAUGAGCGCCAGUCAAAAGUCAAUGGAGGCCUGGAAACGUUUCUUGCGCCUGGAAAACUCCAAGUUUGUUGACCUGUUCGUGGGCCAGCUCAAGGCUACCCUGCGGUGCACGGUAUGUGGCCACGAAUCGGUUACCUUCGACCCGUUCUGGGAUCUGAGUCUGCCAAUCCCAUCACGAAGUGGCCAGGUGCGCCUACAGGCCUGUUUUGACCUGUUCACCAAAGAGGAGGUGCUCGAUGGCGACGAAAAACCGACCUGCUCAAAGUGCGAGAAGCGCCAAAAGUGCACCAGGAGCCUCUCGAUCCAGAAGUUCCCGCGCAUCCUCCUGGUGCACCUGAAGCGGUUCUCGCCUCAGGAGAGGUUCCGCGGAAAGCUGAACACUACUGUCGACUUUUCGAUGAACGGUCUGGACCUGUCGCCCUACUCGGCCGGACAGACGCCCUACCGGUACAGCCUAUACGGCGUGGCGAACCACUCUGGCACGCUGCUCUCAGGACAUUACACCGCUUACUGCCGACACCCGUACACGGCAGAGUGGUACGAGUACAACGACUCGCGGGUCCACGUGAUGGAUCAGAGAAACGUCAACAGCGGAAAGGCAUACGUGCUGUUCUUUGAGCUGGCCGGCUCGAAACACCGCUCCGGCUCGACCCACGUCUAG
Amphibalanus amphitrite is the source of this 864-nucleotide messenger RNA. RefSeq names its product ubiquitin carboxyl-terminal hydrolase 2-like. The record is from RefSeq and is a predicted model, not a curated record. Gene Ontology annotation, biological process: protein deubiquitination. Gene Ontology annotation, molecular function: cysteine-type deubiquitinase activity. NCBI's taxonomy places the organism in Eukaryota, Metazoa, Arthropoda, Thecostraca, Balanomorpha, Balanidae. Bases 1 to 864 code for a protein of 287 amino acids. The transcript has a single exon. Gene Ontology annotation, cellular component: cytoplasm.